Molecule: messenger RNA, 429 nt
Organism: Batrachochytrium dendrobatidis JAM81
Lineage: Eukaryota; Fungi; Chytridiomycota; Chytridiomycetes; Rhizophydiales
Exons: 2
Coding region: 1-429 (142 amino acids)
Source: RefSeq, a predicted model, not a curated record
AUGUUACGCUCAUCUGCUGAUAUUAAAACUGUUGCUCGUUCCGAGUCUUUGAAAAAGGCUAAUACAAAGGAAAAAAAACAAACUACAAAAGACAAGUCAAGUAUUCGUAUAGCAAGACCAACGUCACUUUCAUCUACUUUAACCUCGGCUCAAAGACUGGUUCAAUGUUCAACACCAACUGCAGUCGAUUCGCGCGUCUUAUCAACGAAACCACGUUCAACGACACACUCGACUCUUGCUGCUGCAAAAACUAAUAGUGUUGUAUCUAAACCCAAAUCAGUUUCAAAUACUCGUCAAUCUACUCCAGUAUCAAAAAUGACUACUACCAUGUCCAAGUCUCGAUCUGCUCAACUCAAACCCGUGCAAAAGGUGUCAGGAGUGCAAAGGCAUUCCGUCUCGGCCUAUUCUUUAACUGCCAAGGUUUGCUAA